Molecule: messenger RNA, 2358 nt
Organism: Colius striatus (speckled mousebird)
Lineage: Eukaryota; Metazoa; Chordata; Aves; Coliiformes; Coliidae
Gene: CDH7
Product: cadherin 7
Exons: 11
Coding region: 1-2358 (785 amino acids)
Biological process (GO): multicellular organism development; homophilic cell-cell adhesion; adherens junction organization
Cellular component (GO): catenin complex; plasma membrane; adherens junction
Molecular function (GO): cadherin binding; calcium ion binding
Source: RefSeq, a predicted model, not a curated record
AUGAAGUUGGGCAAAGUGGAAUUCUGCCAUUUUCUGCAGAUACUAGCUCUUUUCCUGUGUGUUUCUGGGAUGAAUCAAGCAGAGCUCUCGAGGUCCAGGUCAAAGCCCUACUUUCAAUCAGGGAGGACGAGAACAAAACGCAGUUGGGUGUGGAAUCAAUUCUUUGUGCUGGAAGAAUACAUGGGUACAGACCCACUCUAUGUAGGAAAGCUUCACUCUGAUGUUGAUAAAGGAGAUGGUUCUAUCAAAUACAUCUUGUCAGGCGAAGGGGCAAGUUCCAUUUUCAUUAUUGAUGAGAACACGGGGGAUAUUCAUGCUACAAAGAGGCUGGAUCGAGAAGAGCAGGCCUACUACACACUCCGAGCACAAGCACUAGAUAGGCUGACUAAUAAACCUGUGGAACCAGAAUCUGAGUUCGUCAUUAAGAUUCAGGACAUCAAUGACAAUGAGCCAAAAUUUCUGGAUGGUCCUUACACUGCUGGAGUUCCUGAGAUGUCUCCUGUGGGUACCUCUGUGGUUCAAGUGACAGCCACUGAUGCAGAUGAUCCUACUUAUGGAAACAGUGCUCGAGUGGUUUACAGCAUAUUGCAAGGACAACCCUACUUUUCUGUGGAGCCAAAAACAGGUGUUAUCAAGACUGCCCUUCCAAAUAUGGAUAGAGAAGCCAAGGACCAAUACCUACUAGUUAUUCAAGCAAAGGACAUGGUUGGGCAGAAUGGUGGAUUAUCAGGGACUACGUCUGUAACUGUCACCCUAACUGAUGUUAAUGACAACCCACCCCGCUUUCCAAGACGAUCAUAUCAGUAUAAUGUUCCAGAGUCUUUGCCAGUGACUUCUGUAGUGGCCAGAAUAAAAGCUGCAGAUGCAGAUGUUGGACCUAAUGCUGAAAUGGAGUAUAAGAUUGUGGAUGGUGAUGGUUUGGGAGUAUUCAAAAUUUCUGUCGACAAAGACACUCAGGAGGGAAUCAUAACAAUUCAGAAGGAACUGGAUUAUGAAGCUAAGACAAGCUAUACCCUGAGGAUAGAAGCAGCCAAUAUGCAUGUUGACCCUCGAUUCCUGAGUCUGGGGCCCUUCAGUGAUAUGACAACAGUGAAGAUAAUUGUAGAAGAUGUUGAUGAACCACCUGUGUUUACUUCACGUUUGUACACCAUGGUGGUCUCUGAAGCAGCGAAGGUUGGCACUAUCAUUGGAACAGUAGCAGCCCAUGAUCCAGAUGCCUCAAAUAGUCCUGUCAGGUACUCGAUAGAUCGAAACACAGACCUGGAGAGAUAUUUCAAUAUUGAUGCCAACAGUGGAGUCAUUACAGCUGCCAAAUCUUUGGACAGGGAAACUAAUGCUGUUCAUAAUAUCACAGUUUUGGCUAUGGAAAGUCAGAAUCCAGCACAAAUUGGGAGAGGCUAUGUAGCCAUCACUAUCCUUGACAUCAAUGACAAUGCUCCGGAGUUUGCCAUGGAGUAUGAGACAACUGUCUGUGAAAAUGCUCAACCUGGUCAGGUGAUUCAGAAGAUCAGUGCAAUUGAUAAAGAUGACCCACCAAAUGGACAUCAGUUCUACUUCAGUUUAACAGCAGAGGCAGCAAAUAAUCACAAUUUUACACUGCAGGACAAUAAAGAUAACACUGCAACAGUAUUAACGAGAAGAAAUGGGUUCCGAAGACAGGAACAGUCUGUUUUCUACUUGCCAAUAUUCAUUGUAGACAGUGGAUCACCUUCACUUAGUAGCACUAAUACCCUCACCAUCAGAGUCUGUGAUUGUGAUGCAGAUGGUAUGGCUCAGACAUGCAAUGCAGAAGCAUAUAUCUUGCCUGCAGGACUUAGCACUGGUGCCUUGAUAGCAAUAUUGGCUUGUGUCUUGACACUAUUAGUUCUUGUCUUGCUAAUUGUCUCUAUGAGGCGACGGAAGAAAGAGCCCCUCAUUUUUGAUGAAGAGAGAGAUAUCAGAGAGAACAUUGUCAGAUAUGAUGAUGAGGGUGGUGGAGAAGAAGACACUGAGGCUUUUGACAUGGCUGCCUUGAGAAACCUCAACAUCAUCCGAGAUACCAAGACUAGAAGGGAUGUGACACCUGAGAUUCAGUUCCUAAGCAGACCAACUUUUAAAAGCAUCCCAGACAAUGUCAUUUUUAGAGAAUUUAUCUGGGAAAGACUAAAAGAAGCUGAUGUGGACCCCUGCGCGCCACCCUACGAUUCCUUGCAGACAUAUGCAUUUGAGGGGAACGGAUCAGUGGCAGAGUCACUUAGUUCUUUAGAUUCAAUCAGCUCAAACUCUGAUCAGAACUACGAUUACCUCAGUGACUGGGGUCCUCGCUUUAAAAGGCUUGCAGAUAUGUAUGGGACUGGACCAGACUGCCUAUACUCAUAG